AGAGUCCGGAACUACAUUUCCCAGCCUGUGCUGGGGGCGCGUCCGUUCUCCAGCCCCGCUAAGGCAGGGGGUUCAGCAACUGAAACUGCGCAUGCUCAGUGCGAGCCCCGGUGGGGGAGGGAGAGUAAAGCUGCUGUUGCCGCCUCAGAGUGAGCCGGGGCCAGUAACCUUCGAGGAGGUGGCUGUAUAUUUCACCAGGGAAGAGUGGGCUCUGCUGGAUCCCACUCAGAGAGCCCUCUACUGGGAUGUCAUGCAGGAGAACUAUGAGAAUGUGACCUCACUGGGGUUUCCAGUUUCCAAACCUCAUGUAAUCUCCCAGCUGGAACACGGGGAAGUGCCAUGGGUCCCGGACCUCCAGGGUUCAGAGGAAAGAGAGAUCCUGAGAGUUCCCUGCACAGCAGGUGAUGCAAUGGUAUGUGAGAAAGAGGAGCAGAAUUCUCAGCAGGAAAAUGUUGACCAAACGGCUAAACACAGAGAAUUAUUGCAAAGAUCGAAAAGGAAUGUGUCCAGGAGUCAUGAGCAGGGAAAAUCCUGUGAGAUUCAGCACAGACCAGAAAGAGAGCAAGGAAACCAGCCAGGGGAGAAAAUGGGUAAAUUUAUUUCCUGUCGGGGAACUCAGAAGAGCGUCAAGGAAACCACAACACAGCAGGAAAUCCGCAUGGGAAAGAGGAAAAAUACAUGCACUGAGUGUGGAAAAACCUUCACUUGCAGCUCAGCCCUUUCUGUUCAUCAGAGAAUCCACACAGGGGAGAGGCCCUAUGAAUGCCGUGAGUGUGCGAAAAGCUUCACUAGCAGCUCAGCCCUUUCUAAACAUCAGAAAAUCCACACAGGGGAGAGGCCCUAUGAAUGCUGUGAGUGUGGGAAAAGCUUUGUUACCAGCUCAGACCUUUCUAAUCAUCAGAGAAUCCACACAGGGGAGAGGCCCUAUGAAUGCCGUGAGUGUGGGAAAAGCUUUAUUACCAGCUCAGCCGUUUCUGUUCAUCAGAGAAUGCACACAGGGGAGAGGCCCUUUGAAUGCAGUGAGUGUGGGAAAACCUUCACUUAUAGGUCAGACCUUUCUAAACAUCAGAGAAUCCACACAGGGGAGAGGCCCUAUGAAUGUUGUGAGUGUGGGAAAAGCUUCACUCAUAGCUCACACCUUCUUACCCAUCUCAGAAUCCACACAGGGGAGAGGCCCUAUAAAUGCAGUGUUUGUGGGAAAAAAUUCCUUCACCAGCAGCAGCUUAUUAACCAUCAGAGAAUCCACACGGGGGAGAGGCCCUAUGUAUGCAGUGAGUGUGGAAAAACCUUCAAUCAAAGCUCAAACCUUCUUACCCAUCUUAGAAUCCACUCAAGGAAGAGGCCCUAUACAUGCAGUGAUUGUGGGGAAAAAUUCCUUCACCGCCAGCAGCUUAUUAGCCAUCAGAGAAUCCACACAGGUAUGAGCCCCAAUGGAAGCAGUGAGUGUGGGAAAACCUUGUCUUGCCACUGAGCCCAUGUGAGCCAUCAGAGAAUCUGCAAGGGGGAUCAACACCAUAAAACCCUCUAGGGCUAUCAAUGCUUUAAUACUUUCCUGAUUCCCACAUAGUAACUUUUUUAAAAGCUGUUUGAAGCACCAAUAUCCCUCAGCUUGUCCAGAUGAGUGAGUGACCCAUUUUUGUAUUUUGCAGUUUGACCUCUUUGAGGUGGACUCCUUUGUCCUUUCUAUCAACUCCAUUCUCCCAUGAGUAAUUCGAGUGUGCCUUUCCUAUCAGGAACCAGGGAGCAUCACAUUUAUACCAUUCCCCUAUUGCAAAGUUAUUGUUAGUCACCAGUGAUACAGAUUGUAUCAUUGUCAAUUGUUCUCAUGCUGUGCUGAAGAGCAGUUAUAAUGGGAACUUUUCAUAUUACAUUUAAAUGAAGAGGAGCAGGGGCAGGAAAAAAGUGUCAUUUCAGCCUCUGUGAUACUGGAAGGAGAUGUAAAAAGUGACAGAGUCCUGUGGCACCUUAUAGACUAAAAUACGUAUUGGAGCAUAAGCAAUAUACAAAAACCUGUAGAAGAAAACUUCAGUCUCCCUGGACACACAAUAGCAAAUUUAAAAACAGCCAUCCUGCAGCAAAAAUACCUCAGGGCCAGACUUCAAAGAGAAACUGCUGAGCUUCAGUUCAUUUGCAAAUUUGACACCAUAAGCUCAGGAUUAAACAGACUGUGAAUGGCUAGCCAACUACAGAAGCAGUUUCUCCUCCCUUGGUGUUCACACCUCAACUGCUCAAAGAGGGCCCCAUCCUCCCUGAUUUAACUAACCUUGUUCUCUAGCCUGAUUCUUGCUUACAUAUUUAUACCCGCCUCUGGAAAUUUCCACUACAUGCCUCUGAUGAAGUGGGGAUUCACUCAUGAACGCUUAUGCUCCAAUAUGUCUGUUAGUCUACAAGGUGCCAUAGGACUCUUCGUCACGUUUCACAGAUCCAGAUUAACACAGCUACCCCUCUGAUCCUUUGAAGGAGAUGGGGUGACUCAGAGAUUCCCUCCUUCCCCAUCAUGGCAGAACUGUUACCUUUUGUCUGAGCCAGGCAGAGUUUAUCGUCAUCACAUUCUACCCCUCCACUUCUCAAAGUGUCAUGUGAUGAAGUGUUCUCAGUUGUCUGUGCUUGAGGAUUAUGCUUUGACUUAUUUAAUCCUAUAGCAGAGUUGCUAUGACUGGAGAUGAAAGUAUCAAAGAUCGAGAAGAGGAAUUCAAAUGAAUCCUAAAUGCAAUGUGAUCAUUUCGAGUUUAAAUCUCAGGUUCCAUCUAUUGGUCAAGCCAAUUCUGGCAAGGUGGCUGCUUUUUCCCCCAUUAUGGGAAUGCUAGGAUACUAAACAUGUUGUAAAUAACAUAACUAUUGACAGUGCUCAAUGAAAUCUGUUUGAAUGGAUCAGAGGAGAAUGUGAUGGGAGAAUCUCUUGUCCUGAUUCUAAAUAAUUAGAUGUAACCUGCUCUAGAAUUUCAAUUUACACUUGCAUUGUCAUGUAUUCUACCUCUCUGUGAUCUGGGUUUCUAUCUUUCUUGAUGGCUGUGUGGUCACACAAUUAGAUGUUAAUUCAGCUCAGAUUUAUUGGAGAAUUUAAGACAAAUGACCAUUUGCUAAAGUCAUCAUUUCUCACUUCAGCUUUGCUUUUUCCCCAUCCUUCCAUGACGAUAUGGGGAAAGUUCAAGUGCAGUUCUGUCAAUAGGAGACAACUCUCCAAUUUACUGGCCAUUCUAACAAAGACACAGCAGUGAUUUAAAAUCUCCACUUGGAGAUGGUGAACAACAGCAGACCCCCAACUAACUGGAGGAAGUGCAUAUGACCAUGGUGUAGUUCAAUUGUUUAGAUCACUAUUGUCUCAGAUGGCUUUGUUGGCAGGCCAAGGCCUCCUGCUGAUGUAGCGCUAUCUACACGGGAUUAGAGAUGUGUAACUACGUUGCUCAGCUGUGUCGAUUUUUCACACCCCGAGCAAUAAUUAUACCGAUAAAUGUCUUUAGUGUAGACCAGUUUUCUCUUGUGUUUUCUGCAUUUGUAUCACUUCUCCCUUACUUUCUACUACUUUGAAAGAUUUAAAGUGUGACGAGGUAUUUUUCCUCAUGAUGCUAACAUUCCCACAUAGGAGACCCCUUCCACCAACAUACAUGGCAGAAGAACCAGAGGUAUAUGAACUCACAGAAGUGUUGGGACAAAGCACAACUUGAGCCAAGGUUCAGUUGUUGGCAGUGGGCAUUAAAAGAAAACUAACAUAUGUGACCAGAAUUUGUGAUCUUUGAAUAUAUUAGUAUUACUAGUGAAAAUGAAAUGAGAGGUGAUGAUGUUGGUUAAAGAGUAAGAGACUAAUUAUUGUUUGAUAAUCUGAAUUAUUUUGGAAAGCUGUCUUGUUUUUUUUUAGUUCAGGAAAUGAUGGUUAAUCUUCAAAUGUUAAUUUGAUUUAAUUUGCCCCCUGUAGUGUAAGUAGUUCUGGUAGAAAACCUCUCUCCAAAGGUUGAGGUGGGAGAAUAGGUGUUAGAAAGAGUGUAUAAGAGAAUAUUGGGUCUGUAUAGAUUUUAUUUUUUUGUAUUUCAGAUAGAGCAUAUUUUGCUUAGCUUCAAAGUCAAUUUCUUUUAAAAGGAAAACUACUCAAGGAGCCAAGUUGUAUCAGUUUUUACCCACUUACACUGUAAGCGUCACUGACUUCCCCACUUCUCUAAUUUGCAAAGGAAAGGCCUGACAUCUGUCAUAGGAUGUGUCCAGCAGGUAGGAAAGCUGCAGUUGGCAACCAUCAAUAGCAAGGAAAAGGCUGAAGUCCAUUGCCUUUCAUAUCUAAAAGCCACCUAGAGGCUGGUCUACACUGAAAAGCUAUGUUGACAUGGCCACAUCUCUCAGGGGUGUGAAAAUCCACUUCUCUGAGAGAAAUAGUUAAUGUGACCUAAGCCCCAGUGUAGACAGGGUUAUGUUGUCAGAAGAAUAUUUCCAGUGUUUGAAGGGUAGACAUAGCCUUAGACAGACUGAUUCCCUCUGAGAAGUGAGUCAUGACAUCAAUUCCAGUUUUGACCCAUCUCCCUGUAUGUGAGAGAGCUGCUAGUAUGGAGGGCUGAGCCAGCUGUCCGAUCACCUGGUUCAACUUAGGGAAAAGCUCUUAGUACCCAUCAGUCCAAAGACUGAGAGAAAUGUUGAGUUCCAACUAUUGUCAUUUUAGUAUUUUAUUGUUCCUUUGUCUCUUUUGUAUUGGCCUUUCUGUUCUAUCAGAGUGUGACUGUAUAGCUCAGUGCAUGUGUGAUAAAUGCUCUUUGGUGCCAAUUGACAGAAAGGUCAAAGUAAUUCACAAGAAACUCCUGCCUCAGACCUGACAAACUCACACCUAAUGCUCUGAUUUGUAUGAUGAUUAUCCAGGAAGCAUAGCAGUGAGAUCUCUACUGAAAGCUUGUGUAUUAUUGUUACUCCUGAUCACUGCAAUAAGUGUGUGUGAGUCCUAUUGAAGGAGUCAUGUAAGUAUAUGGAAAAUUAUGCCCAUAUGGUAUUGUCAUGAAAGUGAGUCACUCCAGUCAAAGUUCUUGUUGAGAAUGGCCCAUUCAAGGAGAGGGAAUUGUCACCUGUCCAUUGCUAGCCAGUUAUGCGAUGUGUUGCUGCAUUGUCAACCUUUGCACCAGCCCAGAAAAGCCAAUGGAAAACUAUCAGACAAAUUAUAGACAUCGAAACCCUGUGGAAGUGUAAACGACAAUAUGACAAUGAGGAAAUGGUCCUUUCUGUGAAUAGACACAAAAGACUGAUUCAUUUUAUAACAGGGUAGAGCAAAACACUCUGGGUCCAUUCACCAAGGAGAUCACUAAUGACCAGUGGUGCUUCAAGAAAGGCAGGGCCCUGGCUCCUAGGGACUAGCAAUCACUGCAAUAGACUGUCACCUCAGACUUCAAUCUCCUUAGGUAGGAAAGGUAACUAUUAAAAAGUGUAGGUUGCAUUUUGUGAUUUUGUUUUGUUGGUAACAGUUGAUUUCCAUCAUUCACAUUUGUUUGUUUAAAUAUCUGUCCCUUGUUAAAGAAAUUUCCCUUUGUUCAAUAACUGUGCUCAAGUGCUAUGUGUGAUCCAGUAGCAGUGGGCUACAGUAAAACCGGUAACCUAGGAUGUACCAUUGCUUCGGGCAGAGAGGAUCUGGGAUUUUUCUGAGCCCUGGUCUACUCUUGGGGAGGGAAUCAGUCUAAGGCCAUGGCUACACUGGCGCUUUACAGCGCUGCAACUUUCGCGCUCAGAGGUGUGAAAAAACACCCCCCGAGUGCUGCAAGAUACAGCGCUUUAAAGCCUCAGUGUAAUCAGUGCCGCAGCGCUACAAGCUACACCCGUAAGGGAUGUGGUUUACAUGCACGCGGCAGCGCUUUGAAAUAUCAAGUGUAGCCAUACCCUGAGUUAAGCAACUUCAGCUACAUGAAUAACGUAGCUGAAGUUGAUGUAGUUAGAUCGACUUAACCGUGAUGUCUUCAUUGCGGUGAGUCGACUGCUGCAGCUCCCCAGUAGACUCUGCCUGCGCCUCACCGAGCUGGAGUACAGUGGUCGACAGAAGAGUACUCGAGGAUCGAUUUAUUGCACCUACACUAGACGCAAUAUAUCGACCCCCCGCUGGAUCGAUUGCUGCCCGCCAAUUUGGCAGAUAGUAUAGACAUACCCCGAGUAUCUGGUGAUUGGAGCUGGACCCCAGAGGGGGCACAUUGAAGGAACUUGGGUUAAGGUGCCUUUGUUGUCAACUGUCAAGGUUGCUGUAGCUCAGAGGAGGGUGCUUGACUGUCUGACAGGCUGGUGAGUUUGGUCACUAACAUCCAGCUGCCAAAUACAAAAGUCCCUCUUCCUCGUGGCAGGUGGCCACAAGGAGACUCAUGGUCCUCAGCACCCUGAGAAGGGUCACAAUGUGCAUCUAUGUUGAUCCACACAGGGAAUGCUCCCUAUAGCAUAAAACUCUGCCCUAUGAAGUCAUGGAACAUGUGCUCUUUGCUCUGUGAAAGCACAUAAAGAAUCCAAGUGCUGGAGGGUAGAGUUUGGCUCCAGAGUGACCUAGACAAAUUGGAGGAUUGGGCCAAAAGAAAUCUGAUGAGGUUCAACAAGGACAAGUGCAGAUUCCUACACUUAGGAUGGAAGAGUCCCAUGCACCGCUACAGGCUGGGGACAGACUGGCUAAAUGGCAUUUCUGCAGAAAAGGACUUGGGGAUUACAGUGGACGAGAAGCUGCAUAUCAAUCAAUAAUGUGCCCUUGUUGCCAGGAAGGUUAACAGCAUAUUGGGCAGCAUUAGUAGGAAUGUUGCAAGCAGAUCGAGGGAAGUGAUUAUUCCCGUCUAUUUGGCACUGAUGUGGCCACAUCUGGAGUACUGCAUCCAGUUUUGGGCCCCCUGCUACAGAAAGGAUGUAGACAAAUUGGAGAGUGUUCAGCGGAGGGCAACAAAAAUUAUUAGGAGACCUAGACAUAUAAUUUAUGAAGAGAGGAUGAGGGAACUGGAGUUAUUUAGACUGCAGAAGAGAAGAGAGGGGGGAUUUGAUAGCAGCCUUCAACUACCUGAAGGGGGCUUCCAAAGAGAAUGGAGCUCAGCUGUUCAGUGGUGGCAGAUGACAGAACAAGGAGCAAUGGUCUCAAGUUGCAGUGGGGGAGAUCUAGGUUGGAUAUUAGGAAAAACUUUUUUACUAGGAGGGUGGUGAAGCACUGAAUGGGUUCCCUAGGGAGGUGGUACAAUCUCCAUCCUUAGAGGUUUUUAAGGCCCGGCUUGACAGAGCCCUGGCUGGGAUGAUUUAGUUGGGGAUUGGUCCUACUUUGAGUAGGCGGUUGGACUACAUACCUCUUGAGUUUCUUUCAACCCUAAUCUAUGAUUCUAAGUAGCUGCAAGUGUCUUUGUGUUCACAUCUGUAAAGACGCUAGGAAUGAGCAAUGGGAUGGAUCACUUCACGAUUACGUGUUCUGUUAAUUCCCUCUAAAGCAUCUGGCUUUGACCACUCUUGAGAGAUAGGACACUUGGCAGGCUGGACCGUUGGUCUGACUCAGUACGGUUGUUCUUAUGUUUUGUGGACAGAAAUGAGGCUCUUACAAAGCAGAAAGUGGAGGAGGGGCUCUAAAUUUAAAUCAGUGUUGUAGAGAGAUGUGUUCAAACAGUGAGACUCGAUGUACGGAAGAAAUAACACGUGAUCCCCAUCUCCUUCCCCAAAGCCUUAGGUGGGGAUUAGCUGCCAACAGCUGCGGCUGCUGCUCGAGGGGAGCGGUAUAAGCUGUCUGCCUAUGGGUGCAGCCCACCGGCUGGUUCUCUUGGGGCAGACGGUGAGUUGUUGGGCAGUAAUGGUGCAUCAGCUGGAAUAUGAAAUAUGAGCAGAGAUCUAAAGACUCUACACUGGCUUCCAGUGGAGAUUGAGGAUGCUGAGGCAGUGGAAUUUCAGCAUCAGAGUCGUCAAGAUUCAAAGCUGCUUGGGGAUGGAGAGGAGGGGGAUGACUCUACUGGAUUUUCAGUGCAUCCCCUUAACUACUCACCCAUGACUACCUGGCUUUGUCAUUGCUCUAUAGUUCUCCUGUUGCUCAUUCCCAGCUUCUGGAAAACAAUGGCUAGGGACACCAUCCCUGCCCAUCCUGGCUGUUACCGAAAUAUCGGGUCUGCCUAGCUGAGAGCCAAUUAACAGCCUGACAGGGAUAAGGAAAAAUGCUUUAUUCUGCAGAAAAAGGAGAGCCUGUACCUUGGUACAAAAGACUCUGUCUUACACAAAUUUCACAAACCUUUUAUACACAUUCAGACAAAGACCCUUGCGUGUUAAUACUUGAUUGGUAAGUGUAAAGUCUCAUGUUUCCCUUAUCUAAGUAGAACUAACUGGUUAGGAGCAGGCUCUUCCUGCCUUGAGGCAGAGGAAAAGAGAGAGCUUGCAUUUUUGCACUACUGUGUCCAUGAGCAGUACUUACUGCCCCCCCCCCCCCCACCUACUGGCCGCUUGUAAUCUAUUAAGGGGGGUCAGCCAGCUUUCACAAUCCCCCCUUCGGGCCUGGCAAGCCCAGACUAUAACUUUAUUACAGAGGUUUGCAGCAACAAGCCAGGACAAGAACACCCACUUUGAGGAGUUCAUUCACUACAACCUUUAGUCCAAUAGCUUCCCACCAUGCCCAGCCCUCUGGCUAGAAAUCUGAGGUAGCCAGAAGGAUCCCAUGUACAAUAUGGGGAGUGGGUUAACCUUUCAUGUCCUUGCUCCCAAAAACUGUUGGUAUGCAAAUUUUAAUAACAAUUUUUAAUUAAAAGAUUUGGCCAAUGAA
Molecule: messenger RNA, 8701 nt
Organism: Gopherus flavomarginatus (Mexican gopher tortoise)
Lineage: Eukaryota; Metazoa; Chordata; Testudines; Testudinidae
Product: zinc finger protein 501-like
Exons: 4
Coding region: 92-1471 (459 amino acids)
Biological process (GO): negative regulation of transcription by RNA polymerase II
Cellular component (GO): nucleus
Molecular function (GO): DNA-binding transcription repressor activity, RNA polymerase II-specific
Source: RefSeq, a predicted model, not a curated record